CCGCCCUUCCGGUUGAUCGUUUCUUUGUGGUGUCGUCGCUGUCUUGCUGUUUGUCUUCUUGAUUUCGUCUCUGAAUUUGUAUUGAAUAGACGGGAGGUCAGUUGAGUGAAUAGUUUUCGAUUAUGAGGCCGGAAGGUAACGCCAGCGGGUCAUCGUCGUCGGCUCCUGGAUCGCCGAGUGUUAAACGAGGUAGAGAUCCCGAAGACGAGGUUUAUGUCGAUAAUCUUCACUCUCACAAGCGUUAUCUCAGUGAGAUUAUGGCUUCAAGUUUGAAUGGACUCACAGUUGGAGAUCACUUGUCUGAAAAUUUUAUGAAUUCUCCUGUGGACUCUGAAAGCAUCCCCUCUCUUAGGGAUGAGAUAUCCAUGCCAUAUUCACCAAUGUCAGAAGACUCAGAUGAGGCGAAAUAUUACGACAGUUCUUCUACCUAUCCGUGUUCUUCACAGCCCGAGAGUGCUCCCACGAGCCCUGUCUCUCCUUACAGAUGCCCAAAGGCCAUAAGUGGAUCGACAUCCGGACUUCCCACCACUGCACAUCCUUCACAUUGUGGUUUUUUUUCUUCUACAUCAUCACAUUCACCACAGACUCGGCAUCGUGGCUCUGAUACUGAGGGUCGAUUCCCAUCUUCUCCAAGUGACAUUUGCCAUUCAGCUGACUUAAGAAGGGCAACACUGUUGAAAUCUGUACAAUUGAGGACACAACCAGUAGGUGCUUCACAAUUCGAAUUGCUACUCAAUCCUGGAUCCGAGUGUGCAAAUAACGUAGAAGGUGAGGCACAGUCUUGUCCUUAUAUGAAACUUGGUGUCAAUGAGAAAUCCUAUCAGAUCGAUGAAUGCACAGAGCGCGGGAAUGAUCAGAAGGCUCCCACGACGUUGGAAAGGAACUUGAAAGUGAAUGAUUCUGACGGCGAAUGAUGCUUUUGUUCGUGGGGAUCCUUUGUUUCCUUGCAUUUCAGGUGAAUGUGAAUAAUUCUUGCUAACUAUACUUGUCACACACUAGCUAGAAGGUUAUGGUAAUUCUUGCAUUUUUUGGGGAUUCCCUAUUUCCCCUUGAUGUCUAAUCAUGACAUGUAUUCGAUUAGAUAGGGAUGGUUACGGCUUAUUUUCCACAAUAUAACGUAUUGUCCGACUAUAUUAUGUGAUGUUAAUGUAUUUUCUUACAUUAGAUUCUUGUAGUAUUUGUCUAUUAUGGCAACAUUUUGAAUCUUUUAUUUCCAUUCUUUCAUUCUA
Messenger RNA from Andrographis paniculata, 1229 nucleotides. RefSeq lists its product as uncharacterized. Bases 123 to 914 code for a protein of 263 amino acids. The record is from RefSeq and is a predicted model, not a curated record. The transcript has 3 exons. NCBI's taxonomy places the organism in Eukaryota, Viridiplantae, Streptophyta, Magnoliopsida, Lamiales, Acanthaceae.